AAAUCAGGCAUGGUAAGAGCGUUGUCGUGAAAACGUGAUACAUUUUACAAGAAUUGAUUUCGGGACAUGCAUAUCGAAUGUACGAAAAAGCAAAUCGGUGAUUAUUGAGGUGUAAAGAUUCGCAGUCGCGGCUCGAAUAUAUAGACGGCGGAAGUGAUACAGCGCAUGCAAACAAUAUACUAUCGACUAGUUAUUCGAUCGUACAAAGAGACGCCAUUCAUUUUGGCGGGCACGUGUGUAGUGUUUCUCGUUUGCCGGCAUACGUGUGGACUCGUCAGACUAAGACCGUUUUCUAUUGGCACUCAUGAAUACCAUUGCAUCAAAAAUGGAAUCCAUGGAUAUAGCGACAGAACCUACUACUGUCAACAGAGAUGUCAGCACAUCAUCCUGCAGGGAGUCUGUGUCUGUUGAUGAUAUGACUUCAAGAGAUUACUAUUUUGAUUCCUAUGCCCACUAUGGAAUACAUGAAGAGAUGCUGAAGGACGAAGUACGCACUGUGACGUAUCGUAACUCAAUGUAUCAUAACAAGCAUCUUUUCAAAGGCAAGAUAGUCCUUGAUAUUGGCUGCGGUACUGGUAUUCUCUCGAUGUUUGCAGCUAAAGCUGGUGCAGCAAAAGUCAUUGGUAUCGAGUGCUCGAAUAUUGUUGAAUAUGCGGAAAAAAUAGUAGAGGCAAACAAUCUGUCCAAUAUUAUAACAAUACUUAAAGGAAAAGUCGAAGAGGUUUCAUUGCCCGAUGGAAUCGAAAAAGUCGAUAUAAUAAUAUCAGAGUGGAUGGGUUACUGUUUGUUUUACGAAUCAAUGUUAGACACAGUACUGUUUGCAAGAGACAAGUGGCUUCGUGAGGAUGGUAUGCUCUUCCCUGAUAAAGCAACUCUAUUUAUUUGCGGAAUCGAAGAUAGACAAUACAAAGAUGAGAAAAUCAAUUGGUGGGACGAUGUCUAUGGAUUUGACAUGAGUAGCAUAAGGAAAGUGGCGAUUAGCGAGCCACUAGUGGAUGUCGUAGAUCCAAAGCAAGUUGUCACAAAUGCAUGCCUAAUCAAGGAGGUUGAUCUUUAUACAGUGACGAAAGCCGAACUCGAGUUCUCAUCACCGUUUACUCUGCAAGUUCGUAGAAACGACUAUGUUCAAGCGCUAGUUACAUUCUUCAACAUCGAAUUCACCAAGUGCCACAAGCGUAUUGGCUUCAGUACUGCACCGGAAGUGCCAUACACGCAUUGGAAGCAAACUGUCUUUUAUUUCGAUGAAUACAUGACGGUGAAGAAGGGAGAAGAAAUAUAUGGUGUAUUCUCGAUGAGGCCGAAUGCUAGGAAUUACAGAGAUCUGGAUUUCAGUAUCGAGUUGGACUUUAAAGGAGAGUUGUGCCAAGUACACGAAACUAAUAACUACCGUAUGCGCUGAUAUUCGGUGGAUUGUGUACCCUCUCUCCCCCCUUUUUCAUAGCUCAUGAAGAACCAUUUAAUCAAACCAGGAGUCGACUCCUUACUUAUUAUGGAAUCGCGUUUAAAUGGCACGAUACAUAUAUUGAUAAUGGUAUGUGAGCUUUGUUUAACAACAUUGCAGAUCUUUGAUUUUAGAAAGUAUGAGAUAAUGCUUCCUGAUUAGACAUUUAAUGUAACUUUUAUAGAUAUUAUCUUCUAUGAACGUGCAAAUCUGGAUAAUCAGUCAUAUUUAUAACACUAAAUUCGAACAAAUGACGAGAUAACGUAAUAAAUAACAAAAACGAGCAAAUGAAUUUUUGCGCACAAUUUUUGGAGCAAUUAGUUAAAAAAAAA
Linepithema humile (Argentine ant) is the source of this 1773-nucleotide messenger RNA. It is a transcript of the gene Art1, whose product is annotated as arginine methyltransferase 1. Gene Ontology annotation, cellular component: nucleus. The record is from RefSeq and is a predicted model, not a curated record. Gene Ontology annotation, molecular function: protein-arginine N-methyltransferase activity. Gene Ontology annotation, biological process: peptidyl-arginine methylation. NCBI's taxonomy places the organism in Eukaryota, Metazoa, Arthropoda, Insecta, Hymenoptera, Formicidae.